AUGUAUUCUUCAAUGUUUAUCUACUUUUUUUCAUUGAUAUCAAUAAUUAUUUGUGAAAAACCUGGUUCAAAUGUGAUGACAUUAGCAACAUGGAAUAUUGGUUUAGAAGAAGAACAAGCAUUUGAACGAACACCAUCGAUUAUUAAAGCUAUUCGUGAGAAAAAUGUCGAUAUUCUUUGUUUACAAGAAGUAUGGGGUGGUCCACAAAUUUUACGUCAAAUUUAUCAAUCUGUUAAAGAUAUUUAUCCUCAUUUUGAAGUCGUAAAUGAUGAUAUGCGUGAUUAUAUUCGUAGUGAUUCAUUACCUACACAAACAUACAGUCCUGCUUGUUCAGCUUCGGAUAUAACGAAUGUACAAAUUUGUCUUUUUACACACUGUUCUAAUGUUACUGAUUCAGUACUAUUUAUAUGUGCCACAACUCAAUGUGCAACACAAUUUGUAGCUCCUUAUACGAAUUCAAAAUGUUGGUCGUGUAUUUUUGAUCGAUUUAUAAGUCGUAACGAUCCAUUAGGCUUGAAUUAUUGUGGUGCUAUUAAUUUACCUAAAUUGAUUAGUACUUCACCGGGUAUUAUUCCUAAUUCUACUGAAGCUCCUUGGGGUCAUUCAAUUGGUCUUAUGAUAUUAGCAAAACAACGAUAUCCAUUAAAGAAACUAGCCAGUAGUUUAUAUUCAGAAUUUUAUAUUGCACCUCGUGGUUAUAUUAUUGUUAGUCAAGAAAAGAAACAGUUAAUUAUUGC
Rotaria sp. Silwood2 is the source of this 737-nucleotide messenger RNA. The record is from the annotation of a GenBank genome assembly. NCBI's taxonomy places the organism in Eukaryota, Metazoa, Rotifera, Eurotatoria, Philodinida, Philodinidae.